GCCACCUGUGGGGACACUCGGCUCGGUGGGGAGGACUUUGACAAUCGCCUGGUAAACUUCUUUGUAAACGAGUUUUUGCAAAAGCACGGAAAAGAUAUUUCCAAAGAUAAACGGGCACUGCGAAAGCUAAAGUCUGCCAGUGAACAAGUAAAACGAAGUCUUUCCUCCUCAUCGCAGGCUUCGGUUGAAGUCGAUUCACUGUGUGCCGGUAUUGACUUCACUGCUACAAUCACACGAGCCAAAUUUGAGGACUUGUGUAUUGAUCUGUUUCGGAACACACUGGAGCCAGUUAAGAAUGCACUGGAAGACGCUGAAUUGGACAAGUCAGAAAUUGAUGAAAUCAUUCUCGUCGGAGGCUCUACUCGAAUCCCUAAAAUUCAGCGGCUAUUGCAGGAGUUUUUUGACGGCAAAGACCUGAACAAAUCAAUCAAUCCAGACGAGGCAGUCGCAUACGGCGCCGCUGUCCAGGCGGCCAUUUUAAGCGGUGACACGACUGACCUUGUUCAAGAUCUACUUCUUCUUGACGUCCUACCUCUGAGUCUAGGAAUAGAACAGUCAUCUGGUUUGGUGUCUAAAUUCAUCAGAGCAAACACAACCAUUCCUACUGAAAAUCAGCAGUAUUUUACCACUUCCUAUGACAAACAGGAGAGAAUUCUAUUUCCCAUCUAUGAAGGCGAGCGACCAUUGGCCAAGGACAAUCAUUGCCUUAGCCAGUUUGUCAUUAGCGGCAUAAAACCUGCACCUAAAGGAGUGGCCAGAGUGUUGAUUACCUUUCGAGUUGACGCCAAUGGUAUUCUUCAAGUGUCAGCAGAGGACGCUGAGACGGGAAGCAAAAGUGAAGUGACUGUUAAAAGCGAAAGUGGCCGUCUCACAGAAGCCGAUAUCACUAAAAUGAAGCACGAAGCCGAAGUGUAUUUUGCCGAAGACCAACUUGAAGUGGAGCGAAUUAAAGCAAUGCAAAAACUGGAACACUACUGCUCUCAACUCGUGUGCACCAUUGAUGAACCGAGCUUGCGGAAGAAACUGCCUCGAGAAGAUCGGCAGUUUAUCGAGGAGAAAGUGGCACAGACUUACUUGUGGAUGGAGAGUAACAGCUCUGCCACCAAGGAAGUCAUUGAAAAGGAGCACAAAGAAAUGGAGCUCGUUUGCAAUGGACUGAUUCGUCUUUACGUUUAA
This is a messenger RNA of Rhagoletis zephyria (snowberry fruit fly), 1176 nucleotides long. NCBI's taxonomy places the organism in Eukaryota, Metazoa, Arthropoda, Insecta, Diptera, Tephritidae. The record is from RefSeq and is a predicted model, not a curated record.